Molecule: messenger RNA, 1230 nt
Organism: Apodemus sylvaticus (European woodmouse)
Lineage: Eukaryota; Metazoa; Chordata; Mammalia; Rodentia; Muridae
Product: enoyl-CoA delta isomerase 3, peroxisomal-like
Exons: 9
Coding region: 190-1110 (306 amino acids)
Source: RefSeq, a predicted model, not a curated record
CGACUGUCCGCGCUAAAUCGCCAGCGGGCGUUGUCACCCGCCCGCUGAGCCGCCCUCUCUGUCUUUCGGUCUGGCUAGCAAGACGGAAGAAUAUUCUUUUGGUGGUUUCCCAGCGAGAGAACUCUAAAGAGUGGCCUCGCAUGUCCGUCCUUCGCCGAGUCCCUAAAGGCCACAGAAGGACCCUGUAAUAUGCCCAAGCCAGGCGUGUUUGACUUGGGCAAUAAAGCCAAGCAAGAUGCACGGAAGGAAACUGCCAGGCAGAACCAUGUGGAUCUCGUAUCCAGUUUGAGUUCAUCUAAAGCCUCCAGCCAGGGAAAACAUGGAGCUGAUGAGAAAGCCCAGGAGUCUAAGAACAUCCUGGUGUCUUCUGAAAAUGGCAUCACGAAGAUCACGUUCAAUCGGCCCGCCAAAAAGAAUGCCAUAUCCUUACAGAUGUAUUUCGAUAUUAUGCUUGCACUUAAAAAUGCCAGCACAGAUAACUCAGUCAUAACUGUUUUCACAGGAACUGGUGACUACUACAGCAGCGGGAAUGACCUAAAAAACUCAAUUAAUGAUACCGGUGAAAUACCAGACAUAGCCGUGUCUGCUAAGCGACUGAGGGAAUUUGUAGACUGUUUUAUAGACUUUCCCAAGCCUCUGGUUGCAGUUGUAAAUGGCCCAGCUGUAGGAAUCGCUGUCACUCUUCUGGGACUGUUUGAUGCUGUCUAUGCUUCCGACAGGGCAACGUUUCAUACUCCAUUCACCCAUCUUGGCCAGAUCUCCGAAGCAUGUUCCUCUUACACGUUUCCAAAGAUAAUGGGCUCAGUAAAGGCAGCUGAGAUGCUUCUCUUUGGGAAGAAGCUCACAGCAAGAGAGGCUUGGGCUCAAGGCCUUGUCACCGAAGUUUUCCCUGAAAGCACUUUUGAGACAGAAGUCUGGACAAGGCUGAAAACAUAUGCAAAACUCCCGCCAAAUGCAAUGAGAGUUUCCAAAGAGUUAAUCAGAAAACAUGAGAAACAAAAGCUACAUUCUGUGAAUGCUGAAGAGUGUGCUACAAUCCGGGAAAGGCUGCCGAUAGAGGAGUACACAAAUGCACUCAGGAACUUCCUGUCCAGAAAGGCAAAACUGUGAAGACCACCAGAGUGGCUAGACUUCUCAGAGGCCCUUGAAUUACACAGACCCCUCUGUACCCUCAUCAUUCCUAGCACAGCAGUUAGGAUGAGAAUGCCUCAGUUAUGAUCAAUAAAAAAC